Molecule: messenger RNA, 1368 nt
Organism: Hypomesus transpacificus
Lineage: Eukaryota; Metazoa; Chordata; Actinopteri; Osmeriformes; Osmeridae
Gene: gmppb
Product: GDP-mannose pyrophosphorylase B
Exons: 10
Coding region: 210-1292 (360 amino acids)
Biological process (GO): GDP-mannose biosynthetic process; cell wall mannoprotein biosynthetic process
Cellular component (GO): cytoplasm
Molecular function (GO): mannose-1-phosphate guanylyltransferase (GTP) activity; GTP binding
Source: RefSeq, a predicted model, not a curated record
CACUGUCCUGUGACAGCGCUUUGAACAGCCAAACCUGUUCGGGUAGGGCUAGCUUACGUGUCAUUCGAAACUGAAGUGCGUUAGUAGGAUAUAAAAUAAAUAGAGUUGAUGAACUUUGUGAGGUAUUUGACCGCCUACAGAUUGCCCUACCUGCAGACACAAAGGACUCGAAUGCUUGGAUUGAUGAUCUCAACCUACCCCGACCCAAAAUGAAAGCUCUGAUCCUGGUUGGAGGUUACGGCACCAGGCUUCGGCCUCUCACCCUGUCCGUGCCCAAGCCCCUGGUGGACUUCUGUAACAAACCCAUCCUCCUUCAUCAGGUGGAGGCGCUAGUCAAGGCCGGAGUGGACCAUGUUAUCCUGGCUGUAAGCUACAUGUCUGAUCUGCUGGAGAGAGAGAUGAGGAUUCAGGAAGAAAGGCUUGGCAUCCGAAUCUCCUUGUCUCAUGAGAAGGAACCGCUGGGAACAGCCGGCCCCCUGGCCCUCGCCAGAGAGCUGCUGACAGACGACGACGAGGCAUUCUUUGUGCUCAACAGCGACGUCAUCUGCGACUUCCCCUUCGAGGACAUGCUGAAGUUCCACAAGCACCACGGCAGGGAGGGCACCAUCGUGGUGACCAGGGUGGAGGAGCCCUCCAAGUACGGCGUGGUGGUGUACGAGGCCGAGAGCGGACGCAUCCACCGCUUCGUGGAGAAACCCCAGGUGUUCGUCUCCAACAAGAUCAAUGCUGGCAUGUACAUCUUCAGCCCCUCCAUGCUCUCUAGGAUCCAGCUCCAACCCACCUCCAUAGAGAAGGAGAUCUUUCCCCUCAUGGCCGCGGAGAGACAUCUGUACGCUAUGGAGCUUCAAGGGUUCUGGAUGGAUAUCGGUCAGCCCAAGGACUUCCUGACAGGCAUGUGCAUGUACCUGCAGUCGGUACGGCAACAUGCACCUGAGCGUCUACGCACCGGGCCUGGCUUCCUGGGGAACGUUCUGGUGGAUCCUACAACCCAGAUCGGGGAGAACUGCACCAUCGGGCCCAACGUGACGCUCGGCGCUGACGUGGUGCUGGAGGACGGGGUGAGGAUAAAGCGCUGCACUGUCCUGAAGGGGGCACGGGUCCGAUCCCACUCCUGGCUGGAGUCCUGCAUUGUGGGAUGGAGCUCCUCUGUGGGGCAGUGGGUGCGCAUGGAGAACGUGACCGUUCUAGGCGAAGACGUGAUCGUCAACGACGAGCUCUACCUCAACGGGGCCAACGUCCUUCCUCACAAGUCCAUCAACGACUCUGUGCCCGAGCCACGCAUCAUCAUGUAGCUGCGACGCAUCUUCAUCCUCAUCUCUGUCACGGUCCGCGACCUCCACAGACCCGCAGGAGGGAGGCUCAGGGUCG